AUGUCAAUCCCACCACAACUUAUCCGUGUGAAGCGCAAGCGGGUCGCCGAGUCGCCCGUCACAUUUCUUCAAUUUGAUCAAGACUCCAAGCGUCAUCGAAGCGGGAGCAAUUGGGCAUACCAGCGUCGCGAGGUAGCUGGUCAACAACCUCCAAGGGAGGGCAAGUCUACCCAGCCCAUCAUCCAUGUGUCAGCCCCAGACAAGGUCGCAAGUCACGAUAAAAGAAAAGAUGAAGCGCAUAUACCCGCCAAACCAGCGCAGCCCAGUGAGACAACGCCACGUCCCCUUGAACCUCGUAGGUUCCAUAUGUCAAAGUCUAUGCUAGCAAAAAGGGCGGCCCAAGGACCUGAUUCUGGCGUCUCCAAGAAGACCAGAUACGGUCCAGCUGUGUUUGUGGAAUCUACGCGAAAAAGGAGGGUCCCACGAAGAAGCCUAGCAGCAAGCCAGCUACCGAUGCAGCUCGAGAACGAACUGCACAGAGCCGAACAGAAUUCAGGGAGCGACAUAGAACGGAGACAGCUAAAGCGUCCAGGCGUAACAAAUAAAUCUCGUGACACAGCUUCGCAAAACGUAAUCCCGACCCGAGAUCCUCUGCCUGAUUCAUUGAUGAAUCGCCAUAAUGAGGACAUGGAUAAAAUAGCAAACGACAUGAAUGCCUGGGUACUUAACGAGCUAGGUGCCAACCUUCACAGUAUGGAGCAGGACAAUAGGCCAUUGAGAUUCAAACCCAAGAGCCCGGCCAAGCGCUUCCACGAACGGCAUCCAGAGCUUGCCCCUCCCCAAAGCUCAGGAACUUCUACUGAUACCACAGUGAGUGACCUCAGUGAUGAGGGAGACGACGACGACUGGGUUAUCGAAGAGUACGUCCGUAUUCCCGCCAAUUCCGUAGCUUUGGACGCGGGCCCAGCCGACGUCGGCAUUCUUGUUCUCGAAGACGAGGAAGAAAGUCUUCUCUUCUUCGGGUCAUCACUCGAUGAGGAUGACGAGCUCGGCGAAGACGAUGAAGAUGAGAAUGCGGAAAACUAUUACACAGCAGACUACCCCGAAGACGAAGUUGACUCUGACGACGAAUAUGGUCGUGACGCCUACGUCUACCGCCACGGAAACAACUCUGACGAGGAGGAGUAUGACAACGAGUACUACGAAGAACAAGACGAGAUGAUACUCGAGGGGGGCAUCGAUGACAACGACGACGCCCGAAUGGCACGCAUCAAAGAAUUCAUGAAGCGAAACUCGGCAUUCCCCUAG
Molecule: messenger RNA, 1248 nt
Organism: Metarhizium brunneum ARSEF 3297
Lineage: Eukaryota; Fungi; Ascomycota; Sordariomycetes; Hypocreales; Clavicipitaceae
Biological process (GO): protein import into nucleus
Cellular component (GO): cytoplasm
Source: RefSeq, a predicted model, not a curated record